This is a messenger RNA of Helianthus annuus (common sunflower), 707 nucleotides long. RefSeq names its product WAT1-related protein At2g37460-like. Gene Ontology annotation, molecular function: transmembrane transporter activity. Gene Ontology annotation, cellular component: plasma membrane. The coding region runs from base 150 to 587 and encodes 145 amino acids. The transcript has 4 exons. The record is from RefSeq and is a predicted model, not a curated record. NCBI's taxonomy places the organism in Eukaryota, Viridiplantae, Streptophyta, Magnoliopsida, Asterales, Asteraceae.
GAAUAUAUAUGUUUAAUAGAAAUAUUAUUAAUAAUUAAUUAAUGCGUUUAUUUGUAAUGUGUAGGCAACUACACUAAAGUCAUAUCCGGACGAGCUGGCUAUGACCGCUUGGAUAUGCUUAUUGGCGACAAUCGAGGGUGGCGUUGAUCAUGGAGAGGGGGAACCCUGCAGUUUGGGCUAUAAAGUGGAACACCACACUUCUAGCAACACUCUACUGUGGGAUAAUAUGUUCAGGUGUUGUUUACUAUGUCCAAGGGAUCAUUAUGAGAGAAAGAGGUCCGGUUAUUGUGAGUGUAUUUAACCCAUUGUGUAUGAUAAUUGUAGCUUUCAUGGGAUCGCUUUUUCUAGCUGAGAAAACAUACCUAGGAAGGGUUCUAGGAGCAGUUGUCAUAGUUGUGGGGCUUUAUAUGGUCGUUUGGGGUAAAUGCAAGGAGCAUAAAGAUCCAUCCAUUUCUAUGGAUGAGCAUACAACACCCGAAAACCAAAUAUUGGGUAAAGAGUCUGAGACAAAUUGCAACGACCAGGUUAUUGCUAUCAAAACAUCUGAUGAAAUUUGCGAUAAACAUGAUCAGACGGCUGAUGUUUGAUAGGCGUGUUCGGUUUCGGCAUGCAUGGGGUUGGGUCGUAUCUUUUAUUAUUUGUUUCGUUUCUUUUAGUUAAGUGUAUGACUAAUGGGUGUAGAGGGGGAUGCCCCAUACCCCACAUUA